AUUAAAACUGGUUGCUGUUUUAGAUUAGCUUGUGAUGAUGGUAGAGUCUGCUACCCUUUACAGGAAGCAUUAGGCUAUUUUUUCUGUCUAGAGGAUCGGGCACUGUUCUGCAGAAAAUGUGAUUUGGCAAUACAUACAGCAAAUGCUUAUGUCUCUGGUCAUCAGAGGUUUCUUCUCACCGGUGUAAGAGUAGGCCUUGAAGCUACAGAGCCUGGUGCAUCCUCAUCGUCUUUGAAGACAGAUUCUGGGGAGAAAAUUUCUGAUACAAAGUCGUCUUCUAUCUCUAGAAAGGUUUCCACAGAACCUCAGAACUCAGAUUACAAUGAAUUGUUACCUAUCGAAGGUGGAGGAGUUGGGGGGUUUCCACCAGCUAAGGAGUCUUUUGGUGGUGGUUCUACCGUUGGAAAUAUCUCACAGUGGACAAUAGAUGAAUUUAUUGGCCUAAACGAGUUCAGUCAGAAUUAUGAUUACAUGGAAGGAUCAACAAGGGCUGACAGUGGUAAGUUAGGGGAUUCUGAUUCUCCGGAGGAAAUGAAGGAGGAGGAGGAGUAUUUGGAACAUGUUCCAGAUUCUUCAUGGACAGUUCCACAGAUCCCUUCACCACCAACAGCUUCUGGGUUACACUGGCCAAAACACCUUCAGUAUUCAUCUGAUAGUCUUCUGUUUGUUCCAGACAUAAGCUUUUCUCACAUGCAACACUCUCAUAAGAUCAGCAGUACUUUUUCUAGACGCCGGAGGCACCUUGAAUAAUUGUUUACUCUUUGCCAAUAACUUAGAGACAUUGAUUCCAUUGUUUUCUGGUAUGAUUCUAAGUUCUCACACGUUGCACUGAAGCUUCAUUUCAUCAGCUACGUACAUGUUUCUAUUCUUGGCUGUCUCAGUUUCUUCUAGGGACUAGGGAGUAAUCUCUAACUCCCUGCAUGUCAUUGGAAGGCUUUCUACUAUUGAGUUUGCUAUUUGUAACAUUCUCAUUUCAGCUCCAGUCUUAUACAGAUGCACUAUUGGAUUAUUAGAGAGAUCUGAUUCAAUAUUGAUUUGUUGUGACAAAAGUUUUCUCCUUCA
Messenger RNA from Vigna umbellata (rice bean), 1062 nucleotides. The record is from RefSeq and is a predicted model, not a curated record. Lineage: Eukaryota; Viridiplantae; Streptophyta; Magnoliopsida; Fabales; Fabaceae.